Messenger RNA from Sesamum indicum (sesame), 879 nucleotides. Lineage: Eukaryota; Viridiplantae; Streptophyta; Magnoliopsida; Lamiales; Pedaliaceae. The record is from RefSeq and is a predicted model, not a curated record.
UUCAAUUUUUUGUUCAGGCUCAGACAAACUGGUGUCACUGCAAUCUUGGUCUUUCCUCUCUUUUUUUUCAUUUUUUUUUCCCUUACCAUGGGAAAAGAAAUUCCUUUAGUUUCGUUGCUCUGCGGAGUGUUAGGUCGCAAGAAAGCGUCAAGCCCGGAUGGCGAGACAGAGAAACGAGAAGAUAAUCCAGAUGGAGACGCCGCCCAAACAUCCCAAGAGCAACUCACGAAACCGUCAGCCGCCGAGAGUACGGAGGACCAGGCGAGGGACACCGCCCAACCAACGACCAACGAUCAGCAGGUACCACUACCACCCCCGCCUGGCCGGCAGCAGUACCUCAGAGCCGCGUCUUGCCAUCACCAGCCCGAGAGGUCCAACUCCAUGACCUCAAAGCUGGUGUCAAGCCUGAGCAUGAGGGUAAGCAACGGCAUGCCAGGGCGGCAGUUUUCCCGGCGGGAAGAGAAGCCAUGGAGCAAGGACAAGAAGUUGAAACCAGACGAUUCGCUAUGGAAAAAGACGAUAAUUCUAGGAGAGAAAUGUAGGGUUCGUGACGACGAUGAAGAUAACAUUUUGUACGAUGAGAAGGGCAACAAAAUUGCUGCGUUUCAUCAGAAAACCCAGAGCCCGGCCAUGUCUUUUUCACGGAAUACUACAGUACCUACAUGUACUACUAAUGAUCAGGAAGAAUUAUCAAGCAAAUAGGUAUAAAUUCAUUCCUAUGUUUUAUUUGGUUUUUCUUUUUUCCUUUUUUUUUUUUUUUGAUCACAUAUCCGUAGACGUAUGUAUAAUCCUUGUUAGACUGAAUUAAUUAUCCUGUUCAGUCUCCUUCUAAAAUUUAGAUGGUUAGUCCCAGAAAAUUAAGUGCAACGAUUGAUCUGC